Molecule: messenger RNA, 1397 nt
Organism: Lotus japonicus
Lineage: Eukaryota; Viridiplantae; Streptophyta; Magnoliopsida; Fabales; Fabaceae
Product: ACT domain-containing protein ACR11-like
Exons: 10
Coding region: 242-1114 (290 amino acids)
Cellular component (GO): chloroplast stroma; chloroplast thylakoid membrane
Source: RefSeq, a predicted model, not a curated record
GUCGCUAUUUGUCCAAAUGUAUAAAGGGCCAACUGGAUUAGGAGUGGACGUCAGAGAUUUAUUCAGAGAGAGAUAAAGAGAUGAUUGAUGAAUGAAUGAACUCUUUUGCUUCGCCCAUUCUUCUGUUCUCUCUCUCUGCCUUUGCUAACUGGUGUCAUGUUAUUUGAAUUCUUCUGUUUCUUUUUCUUAUCUGUCAAGAUAUAAAUUUUCUCUCUUUUCUCAAUCUCCUUUACCUUCCAAUAUGGCUGUGGCUAUGGCUGCUUGCAGCCUUGGACUUCACUUGUGUGCUGAUAACAGCUUGAGAGCUUUGGAAAAAACCAUUUGGGGUGCCCCUGUCUUGAAAGUCUCAUCUAUCUCUGAUACUACCAAACCAUGUUACAUUCUUCACAAAACAAGAUUAUCAUCUUCAAGGAUUACAAUCAUCCCACGAGCAACAGCUGUUACUGAUGUGGAGGGUGGAAAUCAAGAUGAGACUGAUACUGUUCCAACUCCAGUAGUUAUAAUUGAUCAAGAUUCUGAUACAGAUGCAACUGUGGUGGAGAUAACCUUUGGUGAUCGCCUGGGGGCUCUUCUUGACACUAUGAAUGCAUUGAAGAACUUAGGGCUCAAUGUUGUCAAGGCAAAUGUCUAUCUGGACUCCUCUGGCAAGCACAACAAGUUCGCCAUCACAAAAGCUGAUACUGGUAGAAAGGUGGAUGAUCCAGAGUUGUUAGAGGCAAUCCGAAUGACAAUUUUAAAUAACAUGAUUCAGUAUCACCCGGAAUCAAGCGCUCAGUUAGCUCUAGGAGCAGCUUUUGGACUUGUUCCUCCAAAGGAGCAGGUUGAUGUGGACAUAGCAACCCACUUAACCAUCUCUGAUGACGGCCCGGAUCGAAGUUUGCUGUAUGUGGAGACAGCUGAUCGCCCUGGAUUACUGCUGGAUCUUGUACAGAUUAUUACUGAUAUUAAUAUUGCAGUUGAAUCCGGAGAAUUUGACACUGAGGGACUCUUGGCAAAGGCAAAGUUUCAUGUUAGCUACAAGGGUAAAGCCAUCAUCAAGCCUCUACAAGAGGUUCUUGCUAACAGCUUGAGAUAUUACUUGAGGCGACCUUCAACUGAGGAAUCCAGUUUUUAAGAGGAAUCUAUUGCAAGAUACAAUGAAGAGUCCACAUUUUAUUUUCUUCUGGAAUAUCACUACAAUGAAAUUGCAGGAUGCAUGUAUUUUUUCCCCUCAUUCAAAGGACAAAUAUAGAAUAUAACUCAACCCAAAGUCCAAGUCCAUUAACUCAAAAUUUGAUAUACUUGGAUAGCAUUGUAAAGUGACCACGGUCAAUUAUAAAAUCAAAGGGACAUUUCUUAAGUGGACCCGUACAAAUCCUUUUAUGAAUAGAACAAGGAUUACACAAAAAGUUCAGUAA